This is a messenger RNA of Mytilinidion resinicola, 1756 nucleotides long. Its product is annotated as Arginine biosynthesis bifunctional protein ArgJ beta chain. The coding region runs from base 106 to 1485 and encodes 459 amino acids. Gene Ontology annotation, biological process: L-arginine biosynthetic process; L-ornithine biosynthetic process. Gene Ontology annotation, molecular function: L-glutamate N-acetyltransferase activity, acting on acetyl-L-ornithine as donor; L-glutamate N-acetyltransferase activity, acting on acetyl-CoA as donor. NCBI's taxonomy places the organism in Eukaryota, Fungi, Ascomycota, Dothideomycetes, Mytilinidiales, Mytilinidiaceae. The transcript has 3 exons. The record is from RefSeq and is a predicted model, not a curated record. Gene Ontology annotation, cellular component: mitochondrial matrix.
AAUUUUUACAAGGCCUGGAGCUAUAUAGCUCCUCAACUUCCAUUCUGGUGUGGGCUGUGACAGUCUAUAGUGGAAGAAGAGACAGGCCCUUGAUUCUCCUUCACUAUGGCUCUCAAUACUCGGAAAACCUCGAGGCUCCUCACUCCCUUCGCCCAACAGAUACGCCGAUAUGCUGCGCCUGGUGAAGGGACGGUCCCUCCGUCCAAGAAGAAAUACGUACCCACAAGCGGAACCUAUCCCGUCGGAUUUGUGGUUAGCAGCACACACGUUGGCGUCAAAGCUUCCAAUACUAGAUUCGACGACCUGGCCCUUGUAGCCUCCGAAACACCAUGCUCGGGUGCGGCGGUGUUCACCAAGAACAAGUUCCAAGCGGCCCCGGUCACAGUCACAAGGGAUAUGUUGAAAAGGAGGGGAGGCAAGGGGAUCCGAGCUGUAGUCGUGAACUCGGGUUGUGCCAAUGCCGUCACAGGGAGGGGUGGGAUUGAGGAUGCGGUGAAGAUGGGAGAAGAGACGGAUAGGUGGUUUGAUGGGGAGAAAGAUGAUGGCUUAGGGAGCCGGAGUGUAGUCAUGAGUACGGGUGUAAUUGGGCAACGACUACCAAUUCAAAAGAUCCUCUCCAAGAUACCAGCAGCACACAGCACACUUGGUUCCGACCAUGAUCACUGGCUUGCCACGGCCCGUGCCAUAUGCACCACCGAUACUUUCCCCAAGCUCCUCUCCCGAUCAUUCACUCUCCCUUCUUCACCGAAUACUACAUACCGUAUGGCAGGCAUGACAAAAGGCGCAGGCAUGAUCCACCCCAACAUGGCCACACUUCUGGGCAUCUUAUGUACCGAUGCACCUAUAUCACCUGACCCUCUCCAAUCCCUCCUCACGGCCGCAAUUGAUAAAUCUUUCAAUAGCAUAUCAAUCGACGGCGACACGUCCACUAACGACACCGUUGCACUUCUCGCCAACGGCGCUGCUGGAGGGAAGCCCAUCGUAGACACCUCGAGCCCGGACUACGCUGCCAUGCAAGAAACUCUCACAUCGUUCGCUACCGAUCUAGCAAAGCUGGUAGUCCGCGACGGCGAAGGCGCAACUAAGUUCGUCACUAUCAGAGUGACGAAUGCCGCCUCCUAUACUGAUGCCAAGCGUGUUGCAUCAACCAUCGCUCGUUCGCCCCUCGUCAAGACUGCCCUAUACGGCAAAGACGCCAACUGGGGUCGUAUUCUGUGCGCAACUGGUUACGCAGAGGGCGUUGACUCAGUAAUCCCAGACCAGACGAGUGUGAGCUUUGUCCCAACAGACGGCUCACCAGAGCUGAAGCUGCUCAUACGGGGAGAACCAGAAGCCGUGGAUGAAGCGCGGGCAGCGCAGAUCCUCGAGGCCGAGGACCUGGAGAUCUUAGUCAGGCUCUCGGAGAAAAAGGGAGAGGAGGCGGUGUACUGGACUUGUGACUUUAGUCAUGAGUAUGUGACUAUUAACGGGGAUUACCGGACUUGAAUUAGAUGUUUAAUGAAUGCAACGAAAUAGGAAAGAUAUGUUCAUGAGCCUUCUCAGGUUAAGAGCUCGUUCCAAAAGCACCGCGACAAUCAACCGUUCGAAGGUCCUUACUUGUGAGAUUCCAAAACUAAUGAACAUGACCCACGGAAUCAACGAAGAAAAGCUGCGCACACAUGCACCUAUUGUUGCACCUGGACAAUAUUUUCGUGUCCCUCAUAUAUUGAUGUGUGCCCAUCUGAGCCUAUUUGGUAGCUCUAGAUGACCUUGGAAA